AUGAAGAUCGUCGCCUCGACUAAGCUCACACGUGCCCAGCGAGCCAUGACUGAUUCUCGGGUGUACGGUCAAACCUCCAACAAAGUUUUCGAGGAAGCCGAGACAAAGCCAUUGGAAGAGAAGAAAACCCUCCUGGUCGUUGCAAGCUCCGACAAGGGUCUCUGUGGUGGUAUACAUUCAGGCAUGUCGCGAGCUGCACGAAGGAUGCUCGAGAACGACCCCAGCCUCGAUCUUGCCAUCGUGGGUGAGAAAUGCAAGGCCCAGCUUGGUCGAUCCAACGGCAAAAAUGUCGUCCUAAGUUUCGCCGGUAUUGGCAAGGAUGUCCCUACCUUCGCAGACGCCCAAGCGAUUGCCGAUCAACUUGUCCUGCUUCCCGAAGAAUAUGCUAGCAUCAAGAUUCUCUAUAACAAGUUCAUCAAUGCCCAGAGCUACGAACCUGUUACCGUCGAAGCAUACUCCGAAGAAGCCAUCACCCAAUCACCAAACUAUGCCGCGUUCGAGAUUGAUGAUGAGGUCCUCGCCAACCUGCGGGAAUACUCUCUUGCCAAUUCUCUUUUCUGGGCACUUGCUGAAGGACAUGCUUGCGAACAAUCUGCCAGAAGAAACGCCAUGGAUAACGCAUCCAAGAAUGCCGGUGAUAUGAUCAGUCGCUUCACCAUCCUGUACAACAGAACUCGACAAGCUGUCAUUACCGGAGAGCUGGUUGAGAUUAUUACCGGUGCUACCGCUUCAGAGGAGAUGUAA
Molecule: messenger RNA, 744 nt
Organism: Exophiala aquamarina CBS 119918
Lineage: Eukaryota; Fungi; Ascomycota; Eurotiomycetes; Chaetothyriales; Herpotrichiellaceae
Product: ATP synthase F1, gamma subunit
Exons: 2
Coding region: 1-744 (247 amino acids)
Biological process (GO): proton motive force-driven ATP synthesis
Molecular function (GO): proton-transporting ATP synthase activity, rotational mechanism
Source: RefSeq, a predicted model, not a curated record